AUGAAGCACACCACCUUCAGCAUCGUCGCCAUUCUGGCAGGCACGGCCUUCUCCCUCACAAUCCCUGGCAUCCUCCCAGACCCGACAUCCAUCCCAGAUGCUGCAAAGAAGGAUCCCUCUAGCUUGAAACUCGGCUGCAUCGCCUCAAUCGCCAUUGGAUUCAUGUUCGCAUCCCUCCUACUCGUUUGGAUCUGCCUUGUCAUCUAUUACGGUAUUGAUACCCUCCUUCACCCUCGCAUCGAAGGGGACGAGGAGGAGAUUGAGCGUCGUCGCAAGAAGGAUGUGAAAUUGGGAGAGGAUGAGGAAGAGGAGGAGAAAUCUUCGGGAAAUAGCUACCGUGCGGGACCCAUACUCGGCACAAUCUUUGGGGUUGCUUUCGCUCUUUGA
Molecule: messenger RNA, 387 nt
Organism: Cadophora gregata
Lineage: Eukaryota; Fungi; Ascomycota; Leotiomycetes; Helotiales; Ploettnerulaceae
Exons: 1
Coding region: 1-387 (128 amino acids)
Source: RefSeq, a predicted model, not a curated record